AUGGGGAUGCUAGAGGCCACUGUUUUGGCAUUAAUAUGCGAAAGGAAGAACAUGUCAGCCUGGAAGAUCCACCCGGACAUGAAGCUAUUAGCUUCGAUAUACGGAGGAAUUGUCUCAGGGUUAGCAUACUAUCUUAUUGGAGUGGUUUCAAAGGAGAGAGGACCCAUGUUUGUGAGUGCAUUUAACCCUCUCAGCAUGGGUAUCGGGGUUGUCGGAUCAGUUGUCAUUGUCCUUGGAAUUUACUUGGUACUAUGGGGUCAAAGCAAGGACAACAGAGGCCAGUUUCCACCAAACGCUGGGUGUGCAAAGACUAUGGUAGAAGUUGACGAACAGAUGGUUCUAACGCCUGAUAAUAACCAAGUACUACGCCAACCGUGA
This is a messenger RNA of Eruca vesicaria subsp. sativa (arugula), 378 nucleotides long. Lineage: Eukaryota; Viridiplantae; Streptophyta; Magnoliopsida; Brassicales; Brassicaceae. The record is from the annotation of a GenBank genome assembly.